AUGCCGACGACAUCAUCUGCCCCGGUGUACGUCCCUAGUGCGAGUAGAAAGCUUCGAAAAGCCGGCGACACCCCGUACAUGUCCAUCCACAGCUUAACCCGGCGCAGAUUCCCAGUGCGAGUGAGAAGCAUGGGGCGCCUCAGUCACACUAUUCCACCACGGCCCACCGUCCACGGGGUGUACCAAGGGUGCGAACCAAGGCCGUGCCCACGUUUCUUGCUUCCCGUUACCCAAAGCCGUCUCCAGCAAUGGGCCGACCACGUCUUGCUGUCGGGACCCUUUGGAGACUGCCGCGCCGGCACAGUGCUUCCGGUCCACGUACAACUAACCAACCCCCGUAACGGCACUACCUCCUCGCUGCAGGCAAUCCCAGAAGCCUUCCGGGGAAGGACGCCUGCCUUUCCGGCUGGCAAAGUUUUUUUUUGUGCCACGCUGGCUCGCAUCGCGAGAUUGGGCCUUGUCUUGUGCGCCUCUAUGCGGGUGGCGCGCCGAGCCGCCGAUCGGACUCUUCCUUCACCGCGAUCAGUGGAAAACUCGUCAAAGGGGAGAUCUGUCGAUUAUACAUGGGUGUUGCGAGGAAAGGCGUUCCGUGUAGUGACGGUGCUUAGGGCGACAGGUUGA
Pyricularia oryzae 70-15 is the source of this 621-nucleotide messenger RNA. RefSeq lists its product as uncharacterized. The record is from RefSeq and is a predicted model, not a curated record. Lineage: Eukaryota; Fungi; Ascomycota; Sordariomycetes; Magnaporthales; Pyriculariaceae. The transcript is spliced from 3 exons. Bases 1 to 621 code for a protein of 206 amino acids.